Mandrillus leucophaeus (drill) is the source of this 3922-nucleotide messenger RNA. RefSeq names its product matrix metallopeptidase 16 (membrane-inserted) (gene MMP16). The annotation marks the transcript as partial. Gene Ontology annotation, biological process: proteolysis; skeletal system development; extracellular matrix organization. NCBI's taxonomy places the organism in Eukaryota, Metazoa, Chordata, Mammalia, Primates, Cercopithecidae. The transcript is spliced from 9 exons. Gene Ontology annotation, molecular function: zinc ion binding; metalloendopeptidase activity. Gene Ontology annotation, cellular component: extracellular matrix. The record is from RefSeq and is a predicted model, not a curated record.
GUUUGGUUACAAAAGUACGGCUACCUUCCACCGACUGACCCCAGAAUGUCAGUGCUGCGCUCUGCAGAGACCAUGCAGUCUGCCCUAGCUGCCAUGCAGCAGUUCUAUGGCAUUAACAUGACAGGAAAAGUGGACAGAAACACAAUUGACUGGAUGAAGAAGCCCCGAUGCGGUGUACCUGACCAGACAAGAGGUAGCUCCAAAUUUCAUAUUCGUCGAAAGCGAUAUGCAUUGACAGGACAGAAGUGGCAGCACAAGCACAUCACUUACAGUAUAAAGAACGUAACUCCAAAAGUAGGAGACCCUGAGACUCGUAAAGCUAUUCGCCGUGCCUUUGAUGUGUGGCAGAAUGUAACUCCUCUGACAUUUGAAGAAGUUCCCUACAGUGAAUUAGAAAAUGGCAAACGUGAUGUGGAUAUAACCAUUAUUUUUGCAUCUGGUUUCCAUGGGGACAGUUCUCCCUUUGAUGGAGAGGGAGGAUUUUUAGCACAUGCCUACUUCCCUGGACCAGGAAUUGGAGGAGAUACUCAUUUUGACUCAGAUGAGCCAUGGACACUAGGAAAUCCUAAUCAUGAUGGAAAUGACUUAUUUCUUGUGGCAGUUCAUGAACUGGGACAUGCUCUGGGAUUGGAGCAUUCCAAUGACCCCACUGCCAUCAUGGCUCCAUUUUACCAGUACAUGGAAACAGACAACUUCAAACUACCUAAUGAUGAUUUGCAGGGCAUCCAGAAGAUAUAUGGUCCACCUGACAAGAUUCCUCCACCUACAAGACCUCUACCGACAGUGCCCCCUCACCGCUCUAUUCCUCCGGCUGACCCAAGGAAGAAUGACAGGCCAAAACCUCCUAGGCCUCCCACCGGCAGACCCUCCUAUCCUGGAGCCAAACCCAACAUCUGUGAUGGGAACUUUAACACUCUAGCUAUUCUUCGCCGUGAGAUGUUUGUUUUCAAGGACCAGUGGUUUUGGCGAGUGAGAAACAACAGGGUGAUGGAUGGAUACCCAAUGCAAAUUACUUACUUCUGGCGGGGCCUGCCUCCUAGUAUCGAUGCAGUUUAUGAAAAUAGCGACGGGAAUUUUGUGUUCUUCAAAGGUAACAAAUAUUGGGUGUUCAAGGAUACAACUCUUCAACCUGGUUACCCUCAUGACUUGAUAACCCUUGGAAGUGGAAUUCCCCCUCAUGGUAUUGAUUCAGCCAUUUGGUGGGAGGACGUUGGGAAAACCUAUUUCUUCAAGGGAGACAGAUAUUGGAGAUAUAGUGAAGAAAUGAAAACAAUGGACCCUGGCUAUCCCAAGCCAAUCACAGUCUGGAAAGGGAUCCCUGAAUCUCCUCAGGGAGCAUUUGUACACAAAGAAAAUGGCUUUACGUAUUUCUACAAAGGAAAGGAGUAUUGGAAAUUCAACAACCAGAUACUCAAGGUAGAACCUGGAUAUCCAAGAUCCAUCCUCAAGGAUUUUAUGGGCUGUGAUGGACCAACAGACAGAGUUAAAGAAGGACACAGCCCACCAGAUGAUGUAGACAUUGUCAUCAAACUGGACAACACAGCCAGCACUGUGAAAGCCAUAGCUAUUGUCAUUCCCUGCAUCUUGGCCUUAUGCCUCCUUGUAUUGGUUUACACUGUGUUCCAGUUCAAGAGGAAAGGAACACCCCGCCACAUACUGUACUGUAAACGCUCUAUGCAAGAGUGGGUGUGAUGUAGGGAUUUUUUCUUCUUUCUUUCUUUUGCAGGAGUUUGUGGUAACUUGAGAUUCAAGACAAGAGCUGUUAUGCUGUUUCCUAGCUAGGAGCAGGCUUGUGGCAGCCUGAUUCGGGGCUGACCUUUCAAACCCAGAGGGUUGCUGGUCCUGCACAUGAGUGGAAAUGCACUCAUGGGGAAGCUUCCAUGAUGCACAGUAUCUGCUGUUCUUCAGUCCUUUGUCUUUCUUUGUCAUUCAGUUCUAGGCCUUUCCUCUGCACGCUCAAUGCCCAGUAAAAUUUCAGGAUUAACUAAAGAAGAGGAGAAAAAGAAGAAAAGAUUCUUCUUAAAAGUUUCUAAUGUUAUUUUCCUUCUGAAGUCUGAGCCCAUUUCUGGGGGGAGAAAAAAAAAAAAAAAAGCAAAUCAGAAAACCCACGAUUUUUCCUUCUUUUUUUUUUUCUUUUUUUUUUUCUUUUUUUUUUUUCUUUUGCUUUAAAACAAAGGGAAAAAAGAGUUUAAACAAAAAACCCACAAUUGAACUUCCAGGAAAGUGUGAAGACCCAAAACAGCUUUGUCUCCAAAGAAGAUAGCUCUCUGACUGCUUUGGAUAGUCUCCUACGCACCAUUUUGUCAGGUGGGAGAUUUGGAAUACACAUGCAGGACGUUAGACUGUUGGGACAGCCAUUUUCCAACAACCAAGGGGCCAAAAUAUCUGCAAUAUAGUAACAGCCUUAAUAAUACAUCCAUUUUUCAUUUUAUACAGCUGUUCUCAGCUAUGUCCUCAAUGUUUCAUCGCAUUUAUAUUCAUAGCUAUUUUCAAACACGACCUUUUAAUUGUUUUUGAAGUAUUUCUAAACCCCUUCUUUCCACCUUACUCCUCCAUCAUUGUGAUAAUCUUCCCAAGUUGUAUUAGGCCAUUGCCCCAGGCCUUCCAUGAGUCUGUCAGGAAUAUUCGUUACAAAGCAGAGCAAGAAGCAGUAUAUCUCUGAAGUGGAUUACAGUGACAGUUAUUUUACAAGGAUUUGUGACACUAGUAAUAUACCCGUGUAACCCUUUGAGAACUAUCACACCAGCUUUCAGAGUCUUAGGAUUGUUGGUCUUGUGAUCUGAUAAGUUACAGAACUGGGCAAUGGUAAAAACAGUCACAGGUUCAAGAAGAUCAGGUUUUUAAAACAUUAUGUCCUAUAAUGUCAUGUAAUUUUUAAAUGAUUUACAAGACUACAUAAAUGUGUUUAUAGCAAACAGAAAUGAUGUUACUUGCCAAAAUUUUUCUGGCAAAUAAAAAAGGUAUUUUAUUAAGAAUCUCAUAAGACUGAAAUUUUAUUUGAAAAACUGAUAACAGCCUACAUCUUCUCUUUUUUUGUUUCAGGCAUACUGAAUUUCUGUUUUAAAAUCCAUUGCAUGAAAAUUCAAUUUGCCUUGGUAUAUGCAGUUAGCAUUGCCAUUUUAAAAAUGAAUUAAAACGAUGACUCUGAAGUUGCAUGAAUAUGCUCCAGUGCAUUACCUAUUGCAUGUCCACCAUAGUUCUCAAAGGGUUAGUGUGGCUUCUGGCAUUUAGCCGUCCAUUUGAUCACUGACAGAGCCAAGAGACCACCAAAGCAUUUCAUUGUUGAGUGUAAUUUGUCCUAACAGCAGUAUUGUCAUUUUCAUGUGACCUGCAGAGCAGGUUUGUAUCAAUAUUUUUUUCCUAGAGAAAAGUCAGCAACUGACAGACCUCUUUAUUGAUUUUUAGGAGCUGCUUCUUGCAGUGAAAGGCUUUACAGCCACUGGGCUGUGAACUUAUUAGAGAUGGUCAGAAUGAAUGCACCCCAUGAGUCAGACAUUGGCUUUGUGUGAAAGCCAGCUUUGAGGGGAUUAGCUUUUGAAACAAUGAACAGCUUGCCUUGAACUUGAUUAUUGAUCUAUUGACUGUCAUUAACAACAACUUAAACAUUGUCUUCUGUGAAAAUUUUCCUUGAAGAGUCCUGUUCUAUGUCUUUGCCCUUUGACCUUUAACUUGCAAACUGGCACAAACUGAAGGAAAUCUGGUGUUGCUUCUCCAUUGGAUUAGUUGUUCUGUAAAAUCUAGUGAGCAUGAGCUGUUUCCUUAGAGUGGAGAGAGUGGUGAUGGCAGAUCUGCAGAUGGACACUUUGCUCUUUACAUGCACACUCUGAAAAUGCCCUAUAGGUAGAAGUGAAUUUUAAUUUCAUUAUAAUAUAAUUUCAAGUCUAAAUUCAUCAUUUUAGUACAAAUUACAAAAAACUAUAGG